Messenger RNA from Lachancea thermotolerans CBS 6340, 315 nucleotides. RefSeq names its product ribonuclease P (gene POP8). Gene Ontology annotation, biological process: tRNA processing; intronic box C/D snoRNA processing; nuclear-transcribed mRNA catabolic process, RNase MRP-dependent. Gene Ontology annotation, cellular component: ribonuclease MRP complex; nucleolar ribonuclease P complex. NCBI's taxonomy places the organism in Eukaryota, Fungi, Ascomycota, Saccharomycetes, Saccharomycetales, Saccharomycetaceae. Bases 1 to 315 code for a protein of 104 amino acids. The record is from RefSeq and is a predicted model, not a curated record. Gene Ontology annotation, molecular function: ribonuclease MRP activity. The transcript has a single exon.
AUGACAUGGAGGCAAUUCAUAAACAAUGCCCUCAAGAAGUCUCACGGCCUUUUCGGUGAAGGUUGUGAAUUUUACUUUAUCAACCAGCAAAACACUACUGCAUAUAUCAAAGUCUUCCAUAAAGAUGCAGACAAGUUUUCGUCAGCAGUUUCCACGUUCAUCUCUGACGAAGAGUUAGUAGGGCUACCGCUUGUUGUACAUAUGAUACAGGCCACUAAAGCACUAGGAAAUUUACAAGUGGAGGACAGUGAUCUCAUUUGGUUGAAGAACGCUGUGCGUGAAGAAUCAGAAGAUGCAGAUUAUAUCUCGAGUUGA